CAGCGAGCAGUGACGACAUUGAAGCGCCAAGUGAUAGGGUGAGAGUGGAGGCAUUUGAAGCUAGCAGAAAGGGCGUCGAUGCUAUGGAAGCUGUAGGAGAGUCGAGAAAAAAUGACGGGAGCGAUGAUACUACAAGAAUAGGGAAAGAGUUAAUAAGUAACUGCCAUGUGAAAGAUAACAAAGACGGAAAGAAAAACAAUAACAUUGUGCAGAUAAAGGGAGACCCGAGAGUCGAUCUCCAAAAUGAUAGGGACGAAGUAGUAAUAGUACCGACCGGUGACAUUACGAUAACAAGUUGUGAUGAUCUGGGAGGAUGUAGCAAAAAGGAAAACGGAGAAUUAGUAAUUAAUGGCACGAGUAUCAUGAUGAAGGAUGGAUCACGAUUUAUGAGCAGAAUGCCCACCCCUGAGGGUAAAACGGAGUAUGAAACAGAAGGAGAGAUGCUGUUCAUAAGUAAAUGGGAACCAUGGGACCCUGAGGACAGCAGAAAUGAUGAU
Molecule: messenger RNA, 497 nt
Organism: Acaulospora morrowiae
Lineage: Eukaryota; Fungi; Glomeromycota; Glomeromycetes; Diversisporales; Acaulosporaceae
Source: the annotation of a GenBank genome assembly